UUAUAUACACCACAAUACCGUGCACGGACCAUACGUUACACUCUUUCCAUUUAUGGAAAGCAUGCAAAGAGGCUAAAACUUAUUGCAAGCCAGCAACAGAACUUGUUCUGCUGCAAGAUGUCCCGAAUAUUUCGUCGGUCCCUCAGUUCCUUCAAAAGAACCCCUCAAUCACUCCCAAUUGCUGAGGAUAGUGCACAGUUUGCUGCUCAUCUAAAUAACAACUUUCCCUCCCUCAAUUUUUCUCCCGAGCUGGCACAACGCAUCCUCACUCAUGCAAGUCACAAGGCAGCUAGUCACGGUCAUAAUGGACGGCUCAGCUUCGUAGGACGUCGCGUGCUCGAGUCUUAUUAUCUGCUCUUCCUACAUUCCGUCGCGCGCAACCAAAAUCAGCACGACUACGACUAUCUCUCUUCUCGUGCUAUAAACUCCUACCUUCUGGGCGAACACGUUGCUCCUCGAUGGUCCUUGGGUCGUAUUGUGCGUUGGGCACCUCCUGUCUCUCAAGAUGUUUUACUGGCCCACAAAAAUGUCAAAAAAUCAUCUCAAAAACAGCCCGCAGAUGCUGAACUAGAAAACGCGUUAACGAGAAAUCCUGGUAUAGUCAAAAGUGUCGGUCUUUACAAAGUCAUGGGAGAAGCGGUGCAGUCCGUGAUGGGUGGUGUCUAUCACCAAUUCGGUGGUUCUGUGGCUCAUCGCUUGUUUCACACUCGUAUUCUACCUCAUAUUCUGUUGCCAAACAAGGCUGAGGGUGUCCCCGUGGAAUUCCAUCACCAGGCACUGGCAAUUUGUGAACGUAUGGGUGGCGUGGACGGGAGCUUAUUGGUUCAGGAGUCUGCCUCGAAUCGUGCUCUUUCGGAACUUGAGCUCGAGGCUAUAGAGACAGUCCAGCCAAAAAGAGUUGCGGCUGCUAGUGCAUGAGUGCACAUGACUCUCAUCAUCUAUCAUGUUUAUUUUAUGGAUCGCAUUAAUUGCAGCGACAUUUUAGCAGUCUUUCUGGCGUAUUGCUUGAACGCAAGACAUCAUAACAGUGCCUAUGAGGUGAUCACCUCUACUAACGUGCGGGUGUAACGCCAAUGAUAGUGACAACUGUAGCUGAGUUAUAGGCGUUUGAUUGGUGGCUGGCCACUCAGGCACCAUCGUGCAUAUGGGUGAAUAGAUGGUUAACAGAUCAGUAUCCGUUUCCUACUGCAGUGAAAGUACGUUUAAUGGCAUCGUCGCUAAUACCA
Molecule: messenger RNA, 1226 nt
Organism: Suillus bovinus
Lineage: Eukaryota; Fungi; Basidiomycota; Agaricomycetes; Boletales; Suillaceae
Exons: 4
Coding region: 118-918 (266 amino acids)
Biological process (GO): RNA processing; mitochondrial translation
Cellular component (GO): mitochondrial large ribosomal subunit
Molecular function (GO): ribonuclease III activity; structural constituent of ribosome
Source: RefSeq, a predicted model, not a curated record